Molecule: messenger RNA, 1254 nt
Organism: Spirometra erinaceieuropaei
Lineage: Eukaryota; Metazoa; Platyhelminthes; Cestoda; Diphyllobothriidea; Diphyllobothriidae
Source: the annotation of a GenBank genome assembly
AUGAAAGUUUUCAGAGUGCUGAUAGAAGCGAACAGGCGAGUUCCAGGUAGCAGUUCAGAAGAAUCGGCCCUAGCCCGAUUCUACGGUUUCCCAAAAGUGCACAAAGAGGGCGUUCCUCUCCGGCCUAUCGUAUCACUAAAGGGCACUCUAACCUACGGACUGGAAAAGUGGCUGUUCCAACGUCUCAAGUUUCUGACCUCCGAUUCGAACACCACUGUCAGCUCGUCAACGCAAUUCUUGGAGAAACUUAAAGGAGUAAGUCUCCUGCCAAGCCAUAUCAUGGUUUCCUUUGAUGUCACGUCCCUUUUUACUUCUAUCCCGCAGGACCUGGCAGUCGAGACCAUCGAACUACUCCUACGAGAGAAAUACGACAAAACGGAGAAUCGCCUCGGACACGCCCAAAUCAUCCAGCUCCUGAAGUUCUGUCUCAAGACGUACUUUACGUUCGACGGAACAGUCUACGAGCAGGUGAAGGGAACGCCAAUGGGUUCGCCGAUUUCGGGACUCAUAGCCGAGGCGGUCCUACAACGGCUGGAGUCGCUGGUUUUCCGACACCACAGACCGAAAUUUUGGGCUCGGUAUGUGGAUGACACCUUCGUCGUCAUCGAACGGGAUCAGGUGCUGACGUUCAAAGAACAACUCAACGCCGUAUUCCCGGACAUCCAAUUUACGAUGGAGGAGGAGGAAAACAAUCAGCUGGCCUUCCUGGAUGUCCUCGUCUGCCGCAAAGAUUGUGGUGGCCUAAAAACCAAAGUGUUCAGGAAAGCGACAAAUACGACGCAAAUACUGAACUUCAAUAGCAACCACGCGAUCAGUCACAAACGCAGUUGCGUAAGGGCGCUAUACCGGCGCGUUGAGACGCACUGCAGUGAAAUGGAAGGCAAGGUUGCUGAACUACAAUAUCUUCGACGAGUAAUGAGAGCCAAUGGUUACCCGCGCAGCUUUGUCAACCAGUGCAUACGAAAAGGACACCAGAGACCAAAUCCAACCGGACCCAAAUUUUGGCGGGCUCUUCCGUACGUGAAGAACGUCUCGGAAGCCGUCAGUCGUCUUCUCACUCCACUUGGAGUUGGGUUGCACACAGGCCGGAAGCAACCAUUAGGCGCCAAGUCAUGGGGCCAAAAGACCCGCUGCCACGGCAGGACACGUCUGGAGUCAUUUACCGGCUCUGGUGUAGUUGCGAACAAAGCAAUUAUGUCGGAGAAACUGGGAGAUUACUCCGUACGCGAAUUGCCGAGCACGCAGCAGCAGUGA